Metarhizium brunneum ARSEF 3297 is the source of this 2334-nucleotide messenger RNA. RefSeq names its product Cellulose synthase catalytic subunit (gene bcsA). The record is from RefSeq and is a predicted model, not a curated record. Lineage: Eukaryota; Fungi; Ascomycota; Sordariomycetes; Hypocreales; Clavicipitaceae.
AUGAAAGGCUACGCAGAGGAGGAGGAAAUGCUGGAAAUAGGAACUUUCCAGCGCCGUGACCAAUAUCAUCCCUACGAGCAACAAGAACCUUCCAUAGAAGAGUUUCCCCCUAGACCCGCCCGAGGUACCCCCAGAGGUCCAGCAUCAAACGCUUACUCACAGCCGAAUUCGUUUUAUCCCGAUGAAUUUGCAUCACCUUCGCCAGGCUGGCCGCCUUCAAUUGCAGGUCGUUCGGAAUCUCAGACACUAGUGGACAGUGCUGAAUCCAGGUCUAGCGUUCGCUCAUGGCGGACUGGACAACAGACACCGGUCGAUUCGACUGGUGCACCUCGGUAUAGUGUUCCAUUUCACAAUGACUCUAGCCCGUCAACGCCCAUGAACCAAAGUCACAUUAGCCUCACUGGACUCCUUAAGCAAGCUCAGCCACCAGCUGGAGGUAAGGACUGGGUUGAUCGUGAGAGCAUUGAUAUCGUACACAAACGAGAUGAUAGCGACAUCUGGAGAGGCUGGAGACGGCAUUUAUUCAGACUGGUUCCCCUCUUGACCUUCGCCAACACUGGCUUCUACAUAGCUUAUUUGGCUCUGCGCAUCGCAUGCGUUGUUUGGGCCCAGAAUGCGUUUGAGACAACCUACUCGGCCGCUUGGAUCUUCAUCGCUGUGGAAAUCGCUGUCGCCAUUCCUUCUUUGAUGCAUAAUAGCUGGACCAUGAUGUCAAUGAAGAAGCGAUAUAGACCCAAGCUGCGGUUGAGAGGUUACGACGUCCCUACCGUCGACGUCUUUGUUACUUGCUGCGGCGAGGACGAUGACCUUGUAAUGGACACUGUUCGAGGCGCAUGCGAUGUCGACUACCCUUACGAUAAGUUUCGUGUCAUUGUCUUGGAUGACGGCAAGUCAGAGACUCUCGAGGCCGCCGUUACCCGGCUAGGCAUGUCCUACCCCAACGUCUACUACAUGGCUCGUGUGAAAGUUCCCGGACAACCCCACCACUUCAAAGCUGGGAAUCUGAAUUACGGUCUUGAGCAAACUCACCUGCUUCCUGGUGGUGCUGGGCAGUACAUGGCAGCCUUGGAUGCCGACAUGAUUCCCGAACGUGACUGGCUCCGAGCUAUUCUCCCGCACCUCCUCAUUGACAACAAGAUGGCUCUUGCAUGCCCUCCCCAGCUGUUCUACAACACACCCCCAUCCGACCCGCUGUCUCAGAGUCUGGACUUCUUCGUUCAUGUCAUCGAACCUAUCAAGGACGCGCUUGGUGUUGCAUGGUGCACCGGCUCCGGUUAUGUUGUGCGACGUGAAGCGCUCGAUGAAAUUGGCAACUUUCCUCUUGGAUCAUUGGCUGAAGAUGUUGCUACUUCCACUCUGAUGCUGGGCAAGGGCUGGAAAACCGCCUUUAUUCACGAACCGCUUCAGUUUGGUACCGUACCCGAAGAUUUUGGUAGUCACUUGAAGCAGCGCACCCGCUGGGCCAUUGGAACUGUGGACACAGCCUUCAAGCUCAAAUUCUGCUUAUGGGGUGAGAAGAUUCGGCAGAUGACACUGGCUCAACGAUUCUCUGGGUUCCUCUACGCCGUGCUCAGCUUGUACACUAUUCUUGUCUCGAUUUCCCUGUUUGCCAUUCCCAUUAUCCUGGUCAUGGGCAAACCCUUGGUUGCCUACGCCUCUGAAGAACAGCUCCGUUGGCUCAUUCGUGCUUGCUUCGCUUCAACUAUCAGCAACCGCCUGUGCGAGUUUGUUCUCUUCAUCCCUGCCGGCUACCACACGGGCCAGCGUGGUUCCCGAUACCAGCUUUGGAUGUCGCCGUACAUUGCUCUGUGCCUCAUUCGUUCCUUCAUGCUACCCAAGUGGCUGGGAGGUCAGGUGCAAGCUUUCAAGCCCACGGGUUCUUUGUCUUCGGCUCUGAACGAGCGUGAUCCCGCACUCAAGAAGAACAUGCUUCGCCGCGUCUGGACCAUUCUCAUCAACUACAUGGGAAUAUUCCACCUGCUCUUUGUUUACUUCACACUAGUGGGCGUGGUACUGACCUCAUACCGAUGCUUCGUUCGCACAGACAGCACUCGUUCGCUCUUGCUGUGCCUGGUGACGCACGCAUUCUGGCCGCCGUUGACUUUCAUCUUCAUCUGUAGCUCUCUGUGGACUCCAGUCGCCUACGCCAUUGACCCGCCGCAGAUGCCCGAGCGCGAGCAACUCCUCGACCGCGACCCUAAGACCAUGGUUGCUCACCCUACGCCUAAAAGCAAGAAGAUUGCUUUUGGUGGACAGGCUGCAUGGUUCGAGUUUGAGUUGACCACGUCGACCCUUUAUACGACUCUGAUUUUUGUGGUUUCCUUUAUAUUUUAA